Messenger RNA from Polypterus senegalus (gray bichir), 4474 nucleotides. Its product is annotated as renin binding protein. Gene Ontology annotation, molecular function: N-acylglucosamine 2-epimerase activity; peptidase inhibitor activity. The record is from RefSeq and is a predicted model, not a curated record. NCBI's taxonomy places the organism in Eukaryota, Metazoa, Chordata, Cladistia, Polypteriformes, Polypteridae. The transcript is spliced from 11 exons. The coding region runs from base 379 to 1590 and encodes 403 amino acids. Gene Ontology annotation, biological process: carbohydrate metabolic process; N-acetylglucosamine metabolic process; N-acetylmannosamine metabolic process.
CAAAACAUUUUCCCAUAAUGACGUGGCAAUGCAUGUAGCAUACAAUGUAGGUGAUACAGUACUUAAAAGUACAGGGUAUUAAUUGAGAUCUAGUUUGAGUCCCUGUUGGACGCACACAUGGACAUGUUAAGGUGUAUUCUUCUGUUUAAAAUAACCACAGGCUAAAAAAAACAAAAGUGUGUGUGUGUGUGUGUUUUUUGUUAGUCUCCACAGAGAUUUUCAUGAGUGGCAUCGAUCUUUAAUUAUAUCAAGGCCCCCUGGCUAUCAACUGCUCGAUAUUCCUGUAUCUCUCAUGUCUCAUCAUUAAAACUAGGAAGGAGCACCAGAUUCUUUGACUGCAAGCUUGUGUGCCUUCAGCCCUGAAGUCAGAGUUUUUCCAUGGCUGAAGAGGUUUUGGAAAGCUUCCGCAAAAAGAUUUGUGCUGAGCUGGAUCAAGUUGUGGCUUUCUGGCUGAAGCACUCGCAUGAUGAAGAUCACGGAGGUUUCUUCACCUGUUUAGCAAAGGAUGGAGAAGUCUACGAUGAUCUUAAAUAUGUCUGGCUGCAGGGAAGGCAGGUGUGGAUGUAUUGCCGGCUGUAUAGAAGUGUUGAGCGAUUUCGCAAGCCUGACAUAUUACAGGCUGCCAAGUCAGGUGGAGAAUUUCUCCGGAGUCAUGCAUGGGUACCUGUGGCUGGCAACAAGAAGUGUGCAUUCUGUCUUACUCACAGUGGGCAAGCGGUCAAAGUGCAGCGGACUAUCUUCAGCGAGUGUUUCUAUGUGAUGGCAAUGGAUGAGCUGGCAAGAGUUACUGAAGAGCAACAAUACCAGGAUGAAGCAGUGCGUGUAAUGGAUCAGAUUGUACACUGGACUCAAGUUGACUCUUCUGGUUUAGGGCGACCGGAACUACCAGGAGCAGGACCCACUAAUUCAAUGGCUGUCCCUAUGAUGCUCUUGUGCUUGGUAGAACAGCUCGUGGAAGAUCGACCUGAAAUGGCAAAAAAGUACAAUGAGCUAGGCCACUGGUGCAUUCAGCAGAUCCUGCAGCACGUUCAGAGAGAUGGAAAUGCUAUCCUGGAAUGUGUUUCUACAGAUGGACAAGAGCUGCCAGGCUGUCUGGGCAGACAUCAGAAUCCAGGCCAUGCUUUGGAGGCAGGCUGGUUCCUUUUGCAGUAUGCCACCCGCCACCAAGAUGAGAAGCUAAAGAAGUUGGCAAUUGAGAAGUUCAUGCUGUUGCCAUUGGCAUCUGGUUGGGAUCAGCAGCAUGGUGGACUCUUUUAUUUCCUUGAUGUUGAAGGCCACUGUCCCACGCAGCUUGAGUGGAAUAUGAAGUUGUGGUGGCCACAUUGUGAAGCUCUAAUUGCAUUCCUCAUGGGGUAUUGUGAGACCAAGGACCCUAAUCUGCUGGAGAAAUUCACUCAGAUCUUCCAGUACACCUUCUCACACUUUCCAGACGCAGUACAUGGGGAAUGGUUUGGAUAUCUGAAUCAAGAAGGUCUAGUGGCACUCGACAUUAAAGGUGGACCUUUUAAGGGAUGCUUCCAUGUGCCUCGCUGCCUAUACAUGUGUGAGAAGUUGCUGGAUGACUUGCUUGGAAAGUCCCCUCCUCUGUGAGUCACCUGGAGCUGCCUACAGAAAGAUGGCUGAAAUCUGUGAAAAUCAGUAGUGGUGAUGAUCAAAAAAAUAAAACAUAACAAAAAUGCCCUCAUGAUGGGUAAGGAAGCAGCCUUAAAGGGAGAUUGGAUCAUAUAUCCCUGAUGUAAUAGUUUCUAAUUAGUAUCAAUCUGUGAAGCAUAUGAUUAUAACACCAACAACCAAAACUCAUGUAAAAGGAGAAAGCAAAAGAAGCAUCAGGAUUUGUGCCAAAUGUAAGGGCAACCAGUCCAACUCCAGCAGCUUCAGUGAUUCUGCACUUAACAGUUUGCAACAGUUGCUAUUGACGGGUCUGUUUUAACAGUGGGAUUGGCCCAUUUGUUCUUGUAGCUCCCCUUCUCCCAAAUUGUGUCAGGACUUGUGUGCACCCUUCUUUGCUUCCUUAAACUGCUGCCUGCGUACAUGGAGAUGUUAGAUAAGUGACAAGUCUUGGGCAAAGCAUAUCAUAAGGUGCUGAGCGAGGGGAAAGCACGGUUGUGUAUGAACUACCCUAAGCUUGCAAGCCAUGACAGUUUCAUCUACUACUUCCACAGCUGGGGAGAAAAAACAGUAAUGUAUGAUGUUGUCCUUGCACAUUUUAAACCAGUAGAUCUUCCUCCUCUAAAGCUUUUCCCAUUUUCACUCCUCCAUUCUCACCUGUUUUACGUUUCCUUGUCUGACACUCCUUCCUCCCUUAGAUCCCUCUUCACACAGCUAAUCGAUUUUCUCUUUGGUCGUCCUUUUCUCCUCCAUCCUGACACCUCCAUAUCUAAACCGGAUCUCCAAAAUACAAACUGGUAGCAGUAAAACUCUGAAAUGAUGGCCUGUAGAAGCUGCAUGUUUAUAAAGUAGCGAACGUGUUCUGUAGCUAAUCACACUCCAUUUUUGAAUUGAGUCAUUUUUCCUUAACCAGCUCCCAAUUAACAAUGAAGGUGAAAGGGAAACCAGGAGCCAACCUGUUAACUUAGAACUAUUUACACCUAAACAAAAUCAGAAUUAAUCAAAUAUUUGGAAAGGUAAAAGUGAAAGGCUAAGAAAUCGUGAACAGCUCUACACCACAACCAGCAGUAUUAGAAACGCCUGAUGUGGCUGAAUUAGAACACUAAUAAGCCAUAGAAUUCAGAAGAAGCAAGAACAUGAUGCCAAUGCUAUGUAACCAAUUUAGGAGAAGCCAUUUUGACAUGACUUCUACAGCUUCUGCUUUGCUUCACCCUCACUUUUGUAGCCUCUAAAUUAAGAAUGGAAGUAAGCGACUUGAUGAUUGCUUGACAGCUCUUAGCAUAUACAGUACAUUUUAACAAUUCCUAUAGCCUUCUGAUCAGGGAGGCUACACAUUCAGCUGACUCUUAACCAAAAUUAUUAUUAUUGUUAUUAGGACAGAGUAAUGCUGUAGUUUGUUCUGAUUUUUCUACUCUCGAUAAGCACUGCGUAAUUUAAAGUCAGGACAGAAAAGAAGACACGGUCAACUUGCAAUAAUAAAAGGAAAGAAAAAUCAUAAUCAACAGCAACGUGUCCCCAAACUCCAUUCAAAACCUUCUGCCUACACUUUGUAUAUAUUGGUGACUGGUUCCUACAAAAUUUCCUUUCAGCAUACUGUGUGUAAUUUCACUUUCCCACCCUUGUAUACAUGAGAGAGAGCGAGAGAUAUGCAAAAAGCACACAACGCUUGCAUAAUUUAUAUGAGACAUGCAACACAAGAAUCUGAGAUUAAAAAGCAUAUUGUUUAGACGAUCUUGAUGUAAGUUUAAAUAGAAAAUUUGUGGAUGAAAGGGAGAGUGGGAAGAUGAAGCUACCCUGAAGAAUAGAGUAUAAGAAAAAAAAUCCCAUCUCUCCCUCCGCAAGUGCUACAUUCCUCAAAAUGAGGUACAUGAGGAUUGUGUUUAUAGUGUACGUUUUCUCAGCACAUUGUUGUGUUGCCGCACUGAUUUUUUUAAAAUAUCCAUCCAUCAUCCAUCUCGCUAUAUCCUAACUACAGGGUCACGGGGGGUCUGCUGGAGCCAAUCCCAGCCAAAACAGGGCACAAUGCAGGAAACAAACCCCGGGCAGGGCACCAGCCCACCGCAGGAUUUUUAAAAUAUCCUUUUACUAAUCCUUAACUAGGGGGCUCCACCCCCUGCUCGAUUCGCUCGGCCACCCCCGGGUUUGGUUUACCAGUUAUACAAUUUAAAGAGAUUGUUAGUUUCAAGAGAAUUGUUACACAUGCAUUAUUUUCACUUUUACUUUAAAACUUUUGUAAAAACAACAUGCUGGAUAGAAAUAUUACUCUACAACACAGACUCCCACAGCCCAAAACUUAAAAUUAAAUCCUCACCAUGUCUGCAUAGCUUCUGUUUAUUUCACGAUGUCAGGUCUGCUUGAAUCUAAAAGUUGACUUGUAAGCUUCAGUAGCCACUGAGAGAGAAGGAGGGCUGCAAGAGAAUGUCAGCUGGGGGGCCGGGCACUAGCCCACCUCCAGCCAAAAGCAAAGGAUUAAUUUUAAAGCACCAGGACUGGCAUGUAGAGCUCAGAUUGGCCGUCCAUCGCCUGACUUUUCUUGUGUGUUCAGCGUUUCAGGAAUUGUCGAAUUUUGACCUGUCACUGUAAAGCAUGACGGGUUCUGCACAGACAGCCCUGAGGCAUGCUGGGAGGUUUUCAGGCUCCAAGUCGGUCUUAAUGGCUCCGUAUCUCCUGGUUGUAUUUCAGGCAGCUGUUGUGAGCCGACACCAAUACCGAGGCCAUGAUGGACCUUUUAGUUUCAGCACAUUUAUGUUUAGCGUAUGCCUGAUUAACUUACUUAAUAAUCUGUUUUUUCCAAAAACAUUUCAAAUGAUGAUUUUGACUGAAAUUGUAUGGAUGUUUCAUUUAAUAAAAAUUUUCCUGAAAUGUU